Quercus robur (English oak) is the source of this 3853-nucleotide messenger RNA. Its product is annotated as auxin response factor 5. The record is from RefSeq and is a predicted model, not a curated record. Bases 695 to 3559 code for a protein of 954 amino acids. NCBI's taxonomy places the organism in Eukaryota, Viridiplantae, Streptophyta, Magnoliopsida, Fagales, Fagaceae. Gene Ontology annotation, biological process: response to hormone; regulation of DNA-templated transcription. The transcript is spliced from 14 exons. Gene Ontology annotation, molecular function: DNA binding; protein binding. Gene Ontology annotation, cellular component: nucleus.
GGAAUCACUCAUAAUACAGAAAGUGUGUCCACUGUGCAAAGCUUUAGCUAGCUGACGAUUUUAGAGAGCUUGCAUACUCUUUCCCGUUUUAACCAAACCAUAGAGAGAAAGACAGGACUUUUAGAGAGAGAGAGAGAGAGAGAGAGGCAAAGGAGGAACCAGUGUGAUGAGUGUGGGGACUAUAGGGUGUGUUCAUCGAAAGGUCGGUUUCUUUUGGUGUGAAAAAACAAGCACUCGAUUAUUAUAGAGAAAGGGCCACUCUCUCUCACUCAUGCUUUGGUCCGCGUGCUUUGAUACAAACUCAUGGGCUUUGUUUUUAUUUUUUUAGUCUUUUGGGGUUGAGCCCUGAAGCCCCACCUCUUAGAUUCACAGUCUCUUUUUGCAGUAUUUGUUCCUUGAUUUUGGAUUCUUGAGGGGGGUCUCUUGGCUCUUGCUUUUUUGGCCUGAUUGGAUGUUUUUGUUUUUUUGUCAGUGUAUAUGUAUUCUCUACUAAAUUUUGAGACGUGGGUCAAUGGUGGUUUUCUCACCUUUCUGAAGAAAAAGAGUGAGAGUAAUGGGGGACAGGGAAAAAGAUUCUAGCUUGGACUUGUUUUAGAUGAGAAAUGAGAAUUUGGGUUCUGGGAAUUAAGGGGUUUUGGGAUUUGAGGUUGUGGGUGUGUGUGUUGUAUUGAACUUGUAAAUGGGACACGCAUAAAUGGGUUGUGUUGAAGAGAAAGUCAAAGCUGGAGGAAGUGGGUUCAUGGGUGGAAGUGGAGCACACACAACAUGUCUGCUUGAGGAGAUGAAAUUGUUGAAAGAAAUGCAGGAUCAGUCUGGGGCCAGGAAGACUAUAAACUCUGAGUUAUGGCACGCGUGUGCUGGUCCUCUAGUUUCACUGCCUCAGCUGGGUAGUCUAGUAUACUACUUCCCUCAAGGUCACAGCGAGCAGGUAGCUGCUUCCACCAAACGGACAGUAACGUCACAAAUUCCCAACUAUCCGAAUCUUCCAUCUCAAUUGAUGUGUCAACUUCAAAAUGUUACAUUGCAUGCAGACAAAGAGACGGACGAAAUUUAUGCUCAAAUGAGUCUUCAACCAGUAAACACCGAAAAAGACAUCUUCCCUGUACCAGACUUUGGACUCAAGCCCAACAAACAUCCAAGUGAGUUUUUCUGCAAAACUUUAACUGCAAGUGAUACAAGCACGCAUGGUGGCUUUUCAGUACCACGCAGGGCAGCAGAAAAGCUUUUUCCUCCUUUGGAUUAUACAAUGCAACCACCAACUCAAGAACUUGUUGUCCGGGACUUGCAUGAUAACACUUGGACGUUUCGCCACAUAUACCGAGGCCAGCCGAAGCGACACCUUCUCACAACUGGAUGGAGUUUGUUUGUUGGUGCCAAAAGGCUUAAAGCAGGUGAUGCUGUCCUGUUUAUCAGGGAUGAAAAGUCACAUUUAAUGGUAGGUGUGAGGCGUGCAAACCGUCAGCAAACAACAUUACCCUCAUCAGUUUUAUCUGCUGAUAGCAUGCACAUUGGUGUCCUGGCUGCCGCAGCUCAUGCUGCAGCGAACCGAAGCCCAUUCACAAUAUUCUACAACCCAAGGGCAUGUCCUUCAGAAUUUGUCAUCCCUUUGUCAAGAUUCCGUAAAUCUGUCUUUGGGACGCAACUCUCUGUUGGCAUGAGGUUCGGGAUGAUGUUUGAAACAGAGGAGUCCGGUAAGCGGAGGUAUAUGGGUACAAUAGUUGGCAUUAGUGACUUAGAUCCACUGAGGUGGCCUGGUUCCAAGUGGAGAAAUCUUCAGGUGGAGUGGGAUGAGCCAGGGUGUUGUGAUAAACAGAAUAGGGUUAGUCCGUGGGAAGUUGAGACUCCCGAAAGUCUUUUCAUUUUUCCUUCUCUGACUUCAGGUCUCAAACGCCCGUUUCACUCUGGAUUUUUGGGAACAGAAACCGAAUGGGGAAAUAUGGUUAAAAGACCCCUUGUCCGGGUUCCUGAUAAUGGAAAUGGAGAUCUUCCAUACCCGAUACCUAAUAUAUACUCAGAACAACUAAUCAAGAUGCUAUUGAAACCUCAACAUAUGAACCAUCCUGGAAACUUUUAUCCUACUGUACAACAAGAAUCUGCUACUAAAGUAGAUCCAUUACGAGAUAUGAAGAUCAUGCAGCAGGGCACAACCAACCAAAAAUCUCAUCUUAUCUGUUCAGAGGGUACACCUCCAAUUCAGCCUCAGUCAGGCCUUGACCAACCUGAUGCCAUGAACUUAAAUUCAUCAUCAAAAGCAAUGCCACCUGGAAAAUUUAACUCUCUAGCCGAAUGUGAAAACCGAACACUGGCUGGAAUUAAUACUGAAAAGCCAAUUAUAGAACCUGAGAUUUCAACAGAUGAGUUAAGCCAGUUGACUUCAACAGGAGAGUGCAACGAGGAAAAACUGGUUGCAUGCCCCGUAACUCAGAACCUUGUGAACCAGCCAACAUUCAUUAACCAGAACCAGGAGCCAUUGCAAUCACAAACAAGUUCGUGGCCUAUGCAGCCACAAUUGGAAUCAUUGAUCUACCAUCCCCAACAACUUGAUGUUCCACAGUCUGAUUGUUCUAAUCCAAAUGGCUUUCUUCCAUCCCUAGACCCUGAUGAAUGGAAAUUUUACCCCUCUUGCCAGCCUCUUGGUGGAAUGUUUAGAUCUCCUGGACCUUUAUCCAUGUUUGGAUUGCAAGAUUCUUCGGCAUUGUUUCCUGAAGCGGUUAAUCCUGCUUUACCUCCAGUGGGUCAGGAAAUGUGGGAUCAUCAACUAAAUAAUUUAAGGAUUUUAUCCCAAGCUGACCAGCUCACUUCAUUUUCUCACCAAGACUCACGUAACCUUAGUUGUAUAUCCAAUUCAAGUGGUCUAAGAGAUUUGUCAGAUGAGAGCUACAAUCAAAGUGGGAUUUACAGUUGUGCUAACAUUGAUGUUAAUAAUGGUGGAAGUACUGCACUAGAUCCUUCCGUUUCAAGCACCAUUCUGGAUGACCUAUGUACAGUGAAGAACGCUGGAUUCCAGAAUCCUUCUGAUUGUUUAGUUGGCAACUUCAGUUCAAGUCAGGAUGUUCAAUCUCAGAUUACCUCAGCAAGCCUAGGAGACUCUCAAGCUUUCUCUCGGCAAGAAUUACCAGACAGCUCAGGAGGUACAUCUUCAAGCAAUGUGGAUUUUGAUGAGGGCAGUCUUCUGCAGAAUAGUUCGUGGCAGCAAGUAGUUCCACUUGUGCGAACCUAUACAAAGGUUCAAAAAAAAGGAUCUGUUGGGAGGUCAAUUGAUGUCACAGGUUUUAGAAAUUAUGAUGAACUAUGUGCUGCAAUUGAGUGCAUGUUUGGACUUGAGGGGCUGCUCAAUGACCCAAGAGGUUCAGGGUGGAAACUAGUAUAUGUGGAUUAUGAGAAUGAUGUUCUACUCGUUGGGGAUGAUCCUUGGGAGCAAUUUGUUCGUUGUGUACGCUGCAUCAAAAUUUUAUCACCUUCAGAAGUUCAGAAGAUGAGCGAAGAGGGAAUGCAGCUUCUAAACAGUGCUGCAAUGCAAGGGACUAACGGCCCCAUGUCAGAAGGUGGAUAUGCUUGACACCAACUUAACUGCAAUGCCGCAUGUGAUUACACAAGUCUGAUUUGCUGCCAUGUUUGGGGGGGAGAUCUCAGCUUCUUUGGGCUUGAAAUAUUAAUGUCGUUUAAUUUAUUUCACCUCAACCAUGGCCACUUAAUGUGAGUACUUCUACUUGCUUUCGCCUUGUAAUGGUGCAAUGUGCUGUUAGACUUGCAGUCACCUUUGUAAGAAUUUGAAAUUAGGUGAAGAACCCUUGUAGUGUAAUAGAACUUAUGGUUCAUAGUUAUAAUGAAAUUGUUAGAUGAUUCUAUAGUU